Messenger RNA from Drosophila virilis, 2441 nucleotides. RefSeq names its product glucose dehydrogenase [FAD, quinone]. Lineage: Eukaryota; Metazoa; Arthropoda; Insecta; Diptera; Drosophilidae. Gene Ontology annotation, molecular function: flavin adenine dinucleotide binding; oxidoreductase activity, acting on CH-OH group of donors. The record is from RefSeq and is a predicted model, not a curated record.
AACGCGCGCGCAUGCGCAGUAGCUGUCGAGAUCGCAACAAUCGAUCAAAUAUAUAUUUAUAUACAUAUAUACAUAUAAAUCUGGUGUAUCAGCUAAGGAGAGCAACACGCCCAUUGCAUAGAUAUUUGUAGCUGUUGAAGAUGCGACUGGCCUACUUGCUGAUACUCUGCGUGUGCUUGGACUGCAGCCGCUGCCAGCUGCUGGUCGAUCUGGUUCGUGACUUCGAGACGUCGCUGCUGAACACACGCAUACCGGACACCACGGCAUUUCUGCCGGAAUAUGAUUUCAUCAUAGUAGGCGCGGGCUCGGCGGGCUGUGUGCUGGCCAAUCGGCUGAGCGAGAUUAGCACGGCGCGUGUGCUGCUGCUGGAGGCAGGUGAUCAGGAGACCUUCAUCAGCGAUGUGCCUUUGACGGCGGCACUUACCCAAACCACGCGAUACAACUGGGGCUACAAGGCGGAGGCCACACCUAACGCCUGCCAGGGUCUGCGAAACGGCGUAUGCAACUGGCCCAAGGGCCGCGGCAUCGGCGGCACUAGCCUGAUCAACUUUAUGCUAUAUACGCGCGGUCAUCGACGGGACUACGAUGGCUGGGCUGCUGCAAACAACACGGGCUGGUCGUAUGAGGAGGUGCUGCCGUAUUUCAAGAAAUCCGAGCGCAUUGGCAUACCCGAUCUGUACAAGUCGCCGUAUCAUGGACGCAACGGGCCAUUGGAUGUGCAAUACACGGACUACCAGUCGCGGCAGCUGAAGGCGUUUCUCAAAUCGGGUCGCGAACUAGGCUACGAUAUAACCGAUACCAAUGGCGAGCAGCUGCUGGGCUUUUCCCGAGCCCAGGCCACCAUACGGCACGGCCGACGCUGCAGCACCAGCAAGGCCUUCAUACAGCCUGUGCUGCACCGCCGCAAUCUGCACAUUUCCAUGAAGAGCUGGGUCACCAAGCUGCUCAUUGAUCCCAGCACAAAGAUGGCUGUCGGCGUGGAGUUUACCAAGCAACGUCAGCGUUAUGUGGUGCGUGCCAGCAAGGAGGUCAUCCUGUCCGCUGGCGCCAUAGCCAGUCCGCAGCUCUUGAUGCUGUCCGGCGUGGGUCCGCGCGCGCAUCUCGAAGAGCACAACAUACCGGUGCUGCGGGAUCUAUCCGUCGGCUACAAUCUGCAGGACCAUAUUACGCUCAAUGGCUUGGUAUUUAUGGUUAAUGAUUCCACGGUCAACGAUGCCCGUCUUCUUAAUCCAACGGAUAUCUUUCGCUACAUCUUUGCGGGCCAGGGACCAUAUACCAUUCCCGGCGGUGCUGAGGCAUUUGCCUUUGUGCGCACGCCCAGCUCCAGUUUCGCUAAGGACUAUGCGGAUAUGGAGCUUGUCCUGGGCGCUGGCUCCCUGAGCGGUGAUCGUUUUGGCACUCUACGCGAUUUGCUAGGCAUUACGGAUGAGUUCUAUGAGAAAAUGUUUGGCGAUUUGCAGCACAAGGAAACGAUCGGUCUGGUUCCGGUGCUGCUGCGACCCAAGAGUAGUGGACGCAUCUCGCUGCGGAGUCGCAAUCCUUUUCACUGGCCACGCAUGGAGCCCAACUUUAUGCAACAUCCGGACGAUGUGCGCGCCAUGAUCGAGGGCAUUGAAAUGAUUCUGCAGCUGGCACGCACGAAGUCCAUGCAGAGGAUGGGCACACGCUUCCAUGCGCGUCACUUUCCAGGCUGUGAGCACUUGAUCUUUGCCAGCCACGACUAUUGGCGCUGUUGCUUGCGUCUCUACGGCUCUAGCUUGCAACAUCAAUCGGGCACCUGUAAGAUGGGGCCCUCCACGGAUGCUACGGCUGUAGUAGAUCCGGAGCUUAGAGUUCAUGGCAUUCGCCAUUUGCGUGUGGCAGAUGCAUCUAUUAUGCCGCAUGUGCCGGCUGGUCAUACGAAUGCAAUUGUCAUUAUGAUUGCGGAAAAAGCGGCGGAUAUGAUCAAGAAUGCGUGGCGGAUGCGAAUCACGCCACUUGAUGGUUAGGCAUUAGAGGUGGGCAUUAAUUUCUAUUUAAUUUAUAUUUAUUGUUUAGCUUAUGUACAAGUCAUUAGAUUAGGAGGUGCAAAGUUCUUGUGUGUGAUAGGUUGUUGUCAAUAUUUUCCAACACUGUGCUCAGUCAGCCAACUGAUGUGGCCAAAUGUUACCAAAAUUAGGCUUGCCCCAAAAAGUAUUUUACCAUUAACCUUAACCAAUUUAGAUUUAAAAUAUUUUUGGAAUAGUUAGCAAGUUAAUUUGCUCAAAUACUGCUAUUGCACAGAUCCAGGCGGAAUAUAAUUGAAUUUUCUAAAUUCGAAUAAAAAAAAGCCUUGGCUCAAGUAUUUUAUAAAAACGUUGUUAAAUUAUAUUUCCAUGUGAUUUAAAAAACGAUUUCGUCUUUAUUUUAGUUAAGUAUUUUUAUAGCUUAAGUACUUUGAAUAAACAAGCUUUACAUUAUUA